This is a messenger RNA of Oppia nitens, 1305 nucleotides long. Its product is annotated as multidrug resistance-associated protein 1-like. The record is from RefSeq and is a predicted model, not a curated record. Gene Ontology annotation, molecular function: ATP hydrolysis activity; ABC-type transporter activity; ATP binding. The transcript is spliced from 5 exons. NCBI's taxonomy places the organism in Eukaryota, Metazoa, Arthropoda, Arachnida, Sarcoptiformes, Oppiidae. Gene Ontology annotation, biological process: transmembrane transport. Gene Ontology annotation, cellular component: membrane. Bases 1 to 1305 code for a protein of 434 amino acids.
AUGGGACAGAUAGUUUUGGCACUGUAUCUGCUAUACAAUGAAUUAGGUGUUUCAACGUUUGCCGGACUGGUCGUUAUGCUAGCGAUUAUGUUAGUCAAUGGUUUUGUAGCAAAAAUCAAUGACAAUAUUAUUAGAAAACAAAUGUCGCUCAAAGAUCAAAGACAAUUGAUUAGCAAUGAUGUGUUCAAUGGUAUCAAAGUUUUAAAAUUAUACGGUUGGGAAAAGGCUUUCGUCGAUAAGAUAUUGCAAAUACGUAGCAAAGAGUUAAGGUUUUUAAGGACAGCCGGCUUCUGGACUACAAUAACAGUGCUGACAUCAAACUGUUUGCCAUUUAUGGUAGCUUUGGCCACAUUUGGCACCUAUUUGGCCAUCGGUUCCGAGCCGUUGGACGCCCAAAAAGUGUUUGUUUCGUUGACAUUGUUGGCCAAUGUCGGGGCGCCACUAAUGCAAAUGCCCGACACUAUCAACGAAAUAAUACUCCUAAUAGUUUCGACUAAACGUUUGAACAAAUUUCUGGACUUACCUGAAAUCACUAAUUAUGUAACUCAUGAUAAUGAACUACCAGUGCUUCGUAUUGAAAAUGGUUGUUUUACAUGGAAUAGCGGACCAGUAGUUAAUAAUCAUAAAAAUGUUAUUUUGAAAGACAUUAAUCUAAAAAUCAUGGACAGUCAGUUUGUGGCAGUCAUUGGUACAGUUGGAUCGGCAAAAAGUUCACUACUGGCGGCACUGUUAGGCGAAAUGGACAGACUGUCCGGUAGGGUUAACAUCAGACACGGUGUUAGUGUAGCCUAUGUUCCCCAACAGCCCUGGAUUAUGAAUAUGACACUCAAAGAUAAUAUAUUGUUUGGUAAAGACAUCAAUGAAGAUAUGUAUAAAAUGGUAAUCAAUUCGUGUGCCUUAAGCGAUGAUCUGAGACAACUGUCCGCCGGAGACGAGACAGAGAUCGGCGAAAAAGGUAUUAAUCUGAGCGGAGGUCAGAAACAAAGGGUUAGUUUAGCCCGAGCUGUCUAUAGUGAAGCCGAUCUCUAUCUACUCGAUGACCCACUUUCGGCAGUGGACAGUCAUGUGGGACAACAUAUUAUGCGUGAAGUGUUUCACUCGGAAACCGGUUUAUUGCGAAAUAAGACCCGAAUUAUGGUUACAAAUCAAUUGUUUGUAUUGCCAUUCGUUGAUCAGAUAGUUGUCCUAAAAAAUGGUAAAAUACAGUCAAUCGGUUCCUACGAUCAGCUAAUGAAUGAAAAUAAGGAAUUCAGACAAAUUUUCAGACAAUAUUCAGGCACUGAUAAUAUGGAUAAUAACUACUAA